Messenger RNA from Pollicipes pollicipes, 3127 nucleotides. RefSeq names its product collagen alpha-1(I) chain. NCBI's taxonomy places the organism in Eukaryota, Metazoa, Arthropoda, Thecostraca, Pollicipedomorpha, Pollicipedidae. The record is from RefSeq and is a predicted model, not a curated record. The transcript has 12 exons. The coding region runs from base 83 to 3127 and encodes 1014 amino acids.
UGCCGACGGUGUUGGAGAGCCCGCCGCCGACCGGCCCCGGAGGCACGCAUGAACCUGCCGGGGGCGCGGUCGUAGCCAAAGCAUGAUCAAGGAGCCGAAAGAGUCGAAGAAGGCGAAGCGGUCGGGCUCGGGCGGCGCGGCCGGUCCGCCCGACGGCGGCGUGCCGCUGGGGCUGACCGGCUCGCCGCCGCUGAAGCCCGACCCAGAGGGCCUGGUGGCCGCCGGGCCGCCGUCGGCCGAGACGGGCCCGUCGACCGACGUCGCCCCGACCACGCCGCAGGGUGGUAAACCGUCGUCGCUAGGCGGCCGCCUGACCGAGUCGUCCGUCGGCCAGUUCAAGACGGACGACGGCGCUUCGCUGGCGCCCGAGUUUGCAAUCGAGCGGUCGCUGCCGGCGGGCCGCCCGGGCGCCGGCGGCGCCGCCCGGCCAGCCAUGGUGAGCGCCGGCAGCCCGGCGCCGGCGCAGCCGCUGCCCUCCAGCGGCGCCAUCAACAAGCAGCCGAUGACGGCCGACGCCCAGUACAUGCAGCAGCAGAGCCAUAUCUUCGUCUUCUCGACGCAGCUGGCCAACCGGGCGUUCGAGUCGGUCAUGCAGGGCCAGUACCCGACUAUCAUCUCGUACCACUGCUCGCAGCCGGGCACCAAGAAGUACCUGGAUCGUCACCCGCUGAAGAGCAGCCAGUUCACGCGCGGCCCGCAGCCGCCCUGGCUGAGCAUGGUGAAGCGAGGCGGUGGCGCCGGCGGCGGCGCGGCCGCCAAGCUGCCGCCGGGCUCGCCGCUGCUGAGUGGGAGCGACGAUGGCCGGCCGCAACGACUGCCGGACGGCGACUUGACGCUGGAGCAGCGCCACCACCGCGCCUCCAAGCUGGCGCGCAUCAAGCGCAUAGGCGAGAUGCUGCUGCCGGACCAGCGACCGGGCGAGCCGGGCGGCGCUGCCGGCCAGAACGGCGCGUCCGGCCCCAACCGGCCGGCCGGGCCCAACGGGCCCAUGGCCGGACCCAACGGGCCCAUGGCCGGACCCAACGGGCCCAUGAUGAUGGCCGGACCCAACGGACCCGUCAUGAUGGCCGGCCCCAGCGGUCCCGCCGGCCUGGGCGGGCCCGGCGGAGGCCCCAUGGGAAUGGGAGGGCCUAAUGGGUCGGGUGGUAUGGGAGCCCCGAAUGGUCCCAUGGGAAUGGGCGGUCCAAACGGCCCGGCUGGAAUGGGAGGUCACGGCGGUCCCGGGCUGGGAGGCCCCAAUGGUCCGAUGGGAAUGGGAGGUCACAAUGGUCCUGGUGGUGUGGGAGAUCUCAGUAGUCCCUCUGGUAUGGGAGGUCCCAAUGGCCCCAUUGGAAUGGGUGGUCCUAACGGCCCCAGAGCAGGCAUGAACGGCUCCAUGGUCCCGGUCAGUAUGAAUGGCUCUAUGCCGUCUGGCGCUAUGAAUGGCCCCAUGCCCCCGUACAGCAUGAAUGGUCCAAUGCCCUCAGUCAGCAUGAAUGGCCCCAUGCCCCCUGGAAGCAUGAAUGGGCCCAUGCCUCCGGGAGGUAUGAAUGGGCCCAUGCCGCCGGGAGGCAUGAAUGGGCCCAUGCCGCCGGGUGGCAUGAAUGGGCCCAUGCCUCCGGGAGCGAUGAAUGGACCCAUGCUUCCGGGAGGUAUGAACGGGCCUAUGCAUCCAGGAGGCAUGAAUGGUCCCAUGCCUCCUGGGGGCAUGAACGGGCCCAUGCCUCCUGGAGGCGUGAUGGUGGGCCCCAACGGCCCAAUCCCUCACAACAUGUUCGGAGGUCCCGGUGGCGGUCAGAUGGGUCCGAUGGGUAGCCACGGACCGAUGAUGCCCCAGGGCGGCGCGAUGGGGCCGGGCAUGAUGGGCCCGAUGGACCCGCGCAUGAUGGCGCCGCACCAGCGGAUGAUGGUGCCCGGCAUGAUGGGGCCAGGCGGCCCGGCCAGCUCCAUGGCCGCCCAGAUGGAGUGGCAGCGACUGCAGAGCGAAUUCUACGACGACCGGCGGCGCAAGGCGCCCGGUGCGCCGGCCAACAUGCGCAUGAUGAUGAUGCCCAGCCGGAUGCAGGGUCCGCCGCCGCCGUACCCGCAGAGCCAGCCGCGCGCGCUGCCCAGCCCCAGCCCGAGCUCGCGUUCGCCGACCACCUCGCUGCCUCGCACCUCCCCCCGGCUGGGCUCGCCGGCCGUCUGUCCGCGCCUGCCCACGCCCGGCCCGGUGGGUGACAUGUUCGGCCGGUCAGGAAUGAACCCGAACUUCCCCGGCCACCUGACCAACGAAGCUAAUCUGAUGCCCGUGCCUUCGCCCCAACAAAUACAGUACAUCAACAACUUCGAGGGUCAAGAGCUGACCAUCCACAAGCAGGCCAACACGGGCCUGCGGGACUCAGACAUCCGUUCACCAUCCGCCGACGGCAAGGCCCGCUUCCCAGGCCGCAGUCCGGGCGGGCCGCGCACGCCCGGUGCCGGCGGUGACGCCCGCUUCCUGGCGCCCAGCCCCAAGCCGGCGGGCUUCCCCGGCUGCGGCCCGAGCAUGCUCGGCAGCCCGCGCAUGCCGUUCAUGGAGCCGAUGCCGGGCCGGCCGGGCGAGCUGGACCUGCCGCUCGGCCACCCGCACCUGCCGCUCAACCCGCGCCAGUCGCCCGCGCUCGCCCCGGACAAGAUGUUCGACCCGAUCUCGUCCAUGGUGCAGAUGUCGCAGCAGCUGGGCGGCGGCGGCGGUGGCGGCGGCCCGGGUGGCGCCAGCGUGCAGGUGAAAGCGAGUGCACCCAACACGAUCCAGUACUUGCCGACGCGACCGCAGACGUCCAGCGCGGGACCACGUGGACCGCCCAGCCUCGAGUUCCUGCAGCGCUUCACCGGGCCCGGCGGAGUCAGCCCCGGCGCCAUGGGCAUGAUGGCCGACCAGGGCGGCCCCAUGCCCGGCCAGGGCGGACCCAUGCCCGGACAGGGCAUGCCCAUGACCGUGCCCAGUGGGCCGAUGAGCGGCGGCGGCGUGCCCAUGGGAGGACCCAUGGCCGGCGGUGGCGUGCCCAUGGGCGGACCGAUGGGCGGUGGCAUGCCCAUGGGCGGACCGAUGGGCGGCGGCAUGCCGAUGGGAGCGCCGAUGGCCGGCGGCAGCCACAUGGGAGGACCGAUGAGUGGGCCGAUAUGA